AUGACUUGGAUGCCUCCGAGUAAUAAAAAAUGGCAUAUGAUCGAUUAUACUCUAGUCAAUCGAAAAUUCAGAUCCUCUGUAGAAGAUGUACGAGUCUACCGAACUGCUGCUGGUGUUAUUGGAACAGAUCAUCAUCUUGUACGAACCAAAAUCAAAUUCCAUCUCAAAACUCGAGCAAAAACUACACAAAAACAGUUCACCGGUAGAUUAAAUAAAAUGAAAUUACAUGAUCCUGUUUAUAUUCAAGCUUUUCAAGCUGUUUUCUCUUCUACGACAACAUCUACCUCACCAACAAUAACAACUAAUGACAAGUAUGCCGAACUAUCUACCACCUUGAAAAAUAUCAGUGAAAAUUUCUUUGGCGAUACUGAACUGCCAAGAAAGCACAAGGAAUGGCUCACAAAUGCAAUCCUCGAUAUUGUGAGUGAAAAGUCUCAAGCCUUUCUAUCAUGGCAAAAUCAUCGAGGUACUCGCAAUGAAAAGAUGUAUCGAACACAAUAUAGAACUCUCCGAAAACUGGCAAAGAAAAAGGUUCGAGAACGUCAAGUGGAAUAUUGGGAUGCAUUGAACCUGGAAAUUGAACAAGCAAUCAAACAACAUGAUCCUGUUACAGCUUACAGAAUGAUCCGAAGAUUGAAAAGAGGAAAAGCCAAAAUCGAAGAAAUGCCGAUUUAUGAUAAGCAAGUGGAUCUUGCAACUAUUCAACAAAUACCAAUUAGACAAUUAUCAUCAAACGAACAAAGUCGACAAGACAAACCUCCAUCACUCAAAGAAGUUGAAGAAGCAAUACGACGAAUGAAAAGUGGUAAAGCUCCUGGUAUGGACGGCAUAUCAGCUGACAUUAUCAAGGCUGGUGGUCAUGCUCUGGCUAUUCAACUUCAUGCUUUAUUUGUCGAAAUAUAG
This is a messenger RNA of Rotaria sp. Silwood2, 903 nucleotides long. Lineage: Eukaryota; Metazoa; Rotifera; Eurotatoria; Philodinida; Philodinidae. The record is from the annotation of a GenBank genome assembly.